This is a messenger RNA of Nyctereutes procyonoides (raccoon dog), 4619 nucleotides long. RefSeq names its product DENN domain containing 6A (gene DENND6A). Gene Ontology annotation, molecular function: guanyl-nucleotide exchange factor activity. Gene Ontology annotation, cellular component: recycling endosome. The record is from RefSeq and is a predicted model, not a curated record. The transcript has 21 exons. NCBI's taxonomy places the organism in Eukaryota, Metazoa, Chordata, Mammalia, Carnivora, Canidae. The coding region runs from base 824 to 2491 and encodes 555 amino acids.
CACAGGGCAAAACAACAUCAUCUGGCAGUGAUAGAGUUUCCAGAGAACCUAGGUUUGUGCUAUUUGAGGGUAAGUUCAGACAGUGGAUCUCUCAGAGUUACCCCUUGCUCUAUUACAUUUCUUUUCAAGUAUUUACUAAGCCUUUGGAAAAGACUUAACAUCACAGCCUGCUGUUAGUUGUACCCUUGAGCUUGCUCCACUUUCUCUGAGGAAUAUCAAGCAUUCCACAAAGUCACUGCUAGAAGCAAUGGUGAAAGUCAUCUGUGCAAGACAGUGGUGCCCAAUGGGGCUGCAUCCUCAUAGGAGUGAGAGAUGGCAGGGCUAUAGCAGGUCCAGAAAGUCGGGGCAUCAGAACAGAAGGGAUUAACCCUAAGAACACAAGAACUACCUCAGAAAUGCAGAAGAACAAGUUUCUGAAGGCUUAUGCCAUCAUAAUUUGAACACUAAAAUUAUGUAUGAUAUUUUGUCAUCACUGGCUAGUGAAAUAGGAUGUAUAUUCACAACUCUGUACACCUUAGCCAGUCUCCAGGAUGGCUCCCAAUGAUUCUCAUUUUGUUGUAUUCAUGUCCUUCUAUAGUCUUCUCUCACAGUGAAUCAGAGCUAGUCUAUGUGAACAAUAGACUAUAGCAGAGGUUAUAGUGGGUGACUUCAAAAAGUAGGUUGUAAAGGACUUAUAACUUCUGCUCUGGUCUCUUGGAUUGGCUGCUUUGGGAGAGGCCAGCAGUCAUCAUAUGAAGAUUCUUACGCAGCUCUGUGGAGAGGCCCCCAAGAGGAGAAACUGAGGCCUCCACCAACAUUGCCAGCACCAACUUGCCAGCCAUGAAUGCCGGUGGCCUGGGGGACAGAGAUGCCUGGACUUGAGCUGUGGAGAGAGGAAACUUCAAGCGAGAGGCGUCUCCAGGUAAUUUAUCCUCAACAUUCCAAACUUACUGAUAAAGAAAAAACCAAUAUUUGCUAUUUGUCUUUUCCAGAUUCAAAUUCAGGUUGUCUUGGAGAUACCCAGUUUUGUUUUAGGUUUCGACAAUCUUCUGGGAGGAGGGUGUCACUGCAUUGUCUCCUGGAUCAUUAUGACAAAGAUUUACCAGUUUACUUAAAGAAAGAUCCUGCUUAUUUUUAUGGAUAUGUGUAUUUCCGACAAGUUCGAGAUAAAAGUCUAAAAAGAGGCUACUUCCAGAAGUCCUUGGUUUUGAUCAGCAAACUACCUUAUAUUCAUUUUUUUCAUACUGUGCUCAAACAAAUAGCACCAGAGUAUUUUGAAAAGAGUGAACCUUAUUUGGAAGCAGCUUGUAAUGAUGUUGAUCGAUGGCCUGCCCCAGUGCCAGGGAAGACAUUACAUCUGCCUAUUAUGGGGGUUGUAAUGAAGGUACGGAUUCCCACAUGUCAUGACAAGCCUGGGACAACUCAAAUAGCGCAGUUAACUCAGCAGGCAGACACACAUAUAUCUGUUAUUUUACCUACUGUUCAUGAGGUGGAUCUUUUCAGAUGUUUCUGCCCAGUUUUCCUUCAUAGUCAGAUGCUUUGGGAGCUGGUUCUGUUGGGGGAGCCCCUUGUGGUCAUGGCACCAUCACCAUCAGAGUCAUCAGAGACUGUAUUGGCACUUGUUAACUGUAUUUCUCCAUUAAAGUACUUCAGUGACUUCCGACCUUAUUUCACUAUUCAUGACAGUGAAUUCAAAGAAUAUACUACUCGUACUCAAGCCCCGCCUUCAGUCAUAUUAGGAGUAACCAACCCUUUUUUUGCAAAAACACUCCAGCACUGGCCACACAUUAUUCGAAUAGGAGACCUUAAACCUGCAGGUGAAAUUCCUAAGCAGGUUAAAGUAAAAAAAUUGAAGAACCUAAAGACACUGGAUUCUAAACCUGGAGUUUAUACUUCUUAUAAGCCAUAUCUAAACAGAGAUGAAGAGAUCAUAAAACAAUUACAGAAGGGUGUACAACAGAAGCGUCCUUCAGAGGCUCAAAGCGUUAUUCUCCGACGCUAUUUUUUGGAACUGACGCAAAGCUUCAUCAUUCCAUUAGAAAGAUACGUGGCAAGCUUGAUGCCUUUGCAGAAAAGUAUCUCUCCAUGGAAGAGUCCACCCCAAUUAAGACAGUUCCUUCCAGAAGAAUUUAUGAAAACACUUGAGAAAACAGGACCUCAGCUGACCUCUAGAAUAAAAGGCGAUUGGAUUGGACUUUACCGGCACUUUCUAAAAUCUCCAAAUUUUGAUGGUUGGUUCAAGACCCGACGGAAGGAAAUGACCCAGAAAUUGGAGGCACUCCAUUUAGAAGCUCUUUGUGAAGAGGACUUACUUCUCUGGACCCAGAAACACACAGAAGUAGAAACAGUAGACCUUGUAUUGAAGCUAAAAAAUAAGCUGUUGCAGGCUGAUCGAGAGCGCUUGCCUGUGAAACCUGACACCAUGGAAAAGUUACGGACACACAUAGAUGCAAUUAUCUUAGCAUUACCAGAGGACCUACAAGGCAUACUGCUCAAAACAGGCAUGACAUGACACUUGCCAGGAUUUUCCAGCCGAAAAAGAUUGUGCACCAUGAAGCAUACUGACAUUUCAACCCAACGCACAAGGGAGAUGUCUCAGUGUGGAAAAUAGCCGUGAAUGCUAGCUACAGGGUGGAAAGACUAUACUGACUAAACAGACCUUUUUAGUGCAUUAUUUUUAAAAAUGGAUAUCUGUGGUGGUUCCACUUUAAUACUGAAAUACCGAAAGGCAUUUCUAUAUUUUUAAUCAUGUUCAAAGUGCUCUUAUGAGAGACCUGUGGGGCCAUCAGUUUAAGUGAUUCCAAACUGCAGUGCUGGCAUUGCAGAUAUUUUUUUAAAUUGGUGCUGUUUUGCCCAAUCAUGUUAAAACUCAGGGGGAUAUAAAAAUAACAUUCACACUGGCUAUCUUCUUAAGAAGAAGGAAAAGACUGAUCUGUCCGACUGUAGUUAAAAGUAAUUAAUGCUUUUGUAGUGCCUUCUGUUGUCCUACAUGUUUCACAAAGGCCAGCUGCUAGUCUUGAAGCUUUUUCUUAACUUGAUUAUGAUAUGUAAUUUUAUAAGGCAUUCUUCUGAGUAAUCACUGCUUAAAGACGUUUCUUGCCUCCCAUCAUCAUGUGUAUUAGUAGUGCCCUGAUGUGAUCUUUUUUUGUCAUGUAGGUUUCAUUUCAUUAAAUUCUAUUAUCAUUUCAAGUUUAGUCUUACCAGUUUCUCCAAAGGCAAGAACGCAUCUAGUAUUAAUUAUGGAAGAGUUUAAUCUCUUCUUAACCGUUUACUAGUUGAACCUGUUUAGGUUAAUUAGCUUGGAUGUUUUCCAGAGACAUUCUAAUUGUAAACCUCAUAAUCAGCUAUUUUUAACUGAAUUCUCAUGUCAAAGGCAUUCAUAAACCUUUUGUGUUAUAGGCAUGUGAGUGAUUGAUUAUAAGAUUAGUUUUCAGCAUUAUUUGUUUGGUAGGGGUCCCCCCCCCAUUAUAUUUCUCAGAAUACUGUCCCUACUGUUGUUGGACAUGGGGACUUUGCCUAAAUCACUGUUAAGCAAGCUAGUUUUUUUAUUGCACCACUAGGCUUAUUUUGUUUCAGUUUUGUUUUGUUUAUACUACCUUGCCAAAAAUAGAAGAUUGUGAUUUGGUAAAGUUAGGUUGUUUGGUUUGUGUUUGAGUAGGAGUGUCCUCCAGAAGCCACUAUUUAAAAUAGCCACACAUGACAUAGCACAUAUGUAAAUAGCUGUGUCUUGAAUUACCCUCUCAGUAACCACAUUUAGUUGUAUGUGUUUGUAAAAGAAAUGGCUUCAGAAGCUGUCUCUUGUUUUCUGUUAAUGUAACUCUUAAGGGCACUCCUGACCCAGAAAGCCUCUUUGUGUUUGUAACUGUGGUCUUAUACCUAAAUGUGCCCUUUUCUCCUGGAUACAGUCUCUUGAAGCAUACCUCAAAGUCAUAGAGAGAAUAUGGCAUUUGAAAGAAAUCAUUUGCCUUGGAUCAUAUGAGUUAUUUUGUGAAACAACAUUGUCCUUAUGGAAAGGGGCAACUACUUUUAUAUGCUAAAGUAUUUCAUAUCUUUCUGGGAAACCUUAUUUAGGUAUAAAUGGUCAUCUUAUUAUUUUUCAAAAAGGAGUAUUUUAAUAAUCUUACAAUUUAUAUGCAGUUUGUGACCAGAAUUUGAAAGUUGUUAGUGUCAUAUCAAGGAUCUUUUAAAUUAUGCCACUACAGGAUGUAUCAUUUCAAGUUUAUUUUGCACAGCUAAAGAGUAGCAAAGGAUGCCAAGUAGCAGAAUAACAGUAGCUUCAUAUUUACUGUAUUUAACUAAAACCUAACACAUGUUGAAAUCCAUACCAUACUUACCUGGUUUAUCUAUUAAUUUCAAAUUAUGUACUUGUAAAAGUAACUGAAAAUUGCAUUGGGAAUCUGAGAAAGACUGGUAAUUUUUUGUGUGAUUUUCAGUGUUGUCUUCUUUUUUUUUUUUUAAGGAGAUAUUGUUAAGAUCUAAAACCUGUCAUUUAAUGUUAUCUCCACCAGCAUCAGAGGGAAUCACUGUUUUCAGGGUGUUAUGUAAUGCCUAGUGCCUUCCGUUUUCGUGAAAAAGAGGUUUUGUGAAGGCAUUUACGGUCAUUACUGAAAAAUGAAUUAAAGGCCUUGGAUUUUAAAGCA